Didymodactylos carnosus is the source of this 2751-nucleotide messenger RNA. The record is from the annotation of a GenBank genome assembly. Lineage: Eukaryota; Metazoa; Rotifera; Eurotatoria; Philodinida; Philodinidae.
AUGUCGUUCAAAACAGAUAAGAAGUACGGUAAAAUAUUAGAAGACAAUAUUCAAGCUGGUGCAAAAAUUAAAUUUGACUUAGAAUCGAUAUUAAGUCAAAACGAAAUGUCCAUGUUUAAUCGUUAUAAAGAAGUCGGUGCUAAUGCAGACAUUCUUUUCUUCGCUUUGCUACCUUUAUUAUCACAUUUUGCUCAAUCAUCGACAUAUGUAUCAAUGUUUAAACAAUUAAAGGCAUUAAAUUUGUACAGUAUUGUAAUUGGACCACCGGUUCCACUGCUAUUUCGAAAAAUGGUCGCUUAUUGGCUUUCUUAUUAUAUAGGCUGUGGAAAAUCACCAAAUAUAAAACAUUUAAUGACAGCAGCUAUAAAAGUCACAAAAAUUUUCAAACACGAUUACAUAAAAAGUAUGCCACCUAGUGGAGAUAAUAUACAACUACGAAACAGUGUGACUAAUGGCCCGUAUGGAUUAUCUUUAUUAAAAUUGUUAUCUGCCGGUGAUGUAUGCUUAAUAAAUGAUGAAAUAGAUGGUGUAUUCGUAAAAUGGGGUAUUUAUAAUGAGAAACCAACAGAAGAAAUUUCACUAUUAUGCGCAUCAUUUGACAGUAUUCAUGGAUUAUCAAGAGCAACAUCACUUACAGCUGAAAUAAAUGGUGCUAAAUUGUCCAUUUUAGGUGGUACAACAGGCACACAUUUAGCUACUGUUUUGAAACAUUGGUCAAAUCGGAAUGGUCAAGAUGGUUUGUUUAGUCGCAUGAUAUUUUUACCUGUUUGGUAUCAAGUAGCAACUCGUCCAAAUGAUUUGGAAUUUAAUUUAGAUCAUGUAGCUAUACCAUCCUUUAUUCAUGUUUUUAUUGUAUGCCAUUUACUUAAAUCAGUAGAAUACCAUUUCGAUACUACUGAUGAAUCUCAAAUUUUUGAAACGGGAAGAACAACAAGAAACGCAACCGUUGAUAGAAAUAGUGCUUAUUAUUAUGUAUUUAAUAAAGUUGCUGAUCAAAGUGAUAUGUUGCUCAACCAGCAGUUCAAAGACUUACCACGACAUAUUGCUUCAUUUUAUGCUAAAGUAAAUGAUAUUUAUCCACGUAUUUGUGUUUUACUUAAAUUAUAUAAAAACAUUAUCACUGUUUUAAACGAAUUGAAAAGUAUUAUUGAUUUUGAUGAUGAUUUUGGUGAAAAUGAUACUAAAACACAAAAGUUUAUAGCUGCAACAGUUAUAGUACUUAAUCAGCUAUUUUUAUCCACAUCAACACAAUCUACUAAGUCUAGUAUGCCAGUUCUGUAUAUUGAUAAGACAACAUGCCAGGAAGCCUGGAAAUAUUAUUUGUUUAUUUUCAAUUCGAUAAAAUCAGUAUUCAAUAUUGAUACAAUAAUAGCUGAAAGUAAUACAGGGCGUAAUCAAACCUUCAUUACUACAACUUACUGUAAAACAAUAUUAACGUAUCCUUAUACAUUUUUUUCAACAUCAAUGAUAACUGGUUAUGAUCGUCAUGAUUUAAAAGUAUGUGGACCAUUUAGAAGACAUGCUGAACGUUUUCAUGAAUGCGUCCAAGCGUUGAUUCACGAUGGUCUAUUAUAUAAAGACAGGUUUCUUGUUAAUUGUGAAAUAGCAUAUCAUAAAGUUCCCCCACCAAUAGUCUGUACACGAAUGUCAUACGAAGAAAUUGAAAUGGAAAUGAAAUUGAAAAAAUGGGGUUUGACACUAGCUGAAUACCGAAACAUUCAUCAAAAAUCAUCAUCAAUAAAAAAAUUAACAGAUGUUGCCUCAAAAUUUAUGCUACGACAUUAUGAGAAAUAUUAUCGAGAUUUCCCAAAAUACAUAAAUAAUCAAUGUGUUCGGCAAGACGUUGAUUCAUUGAUUCAAGAUGAUUUACUUGAAGAAGAAAUUAUUAAUGGUCAACUAAUAUUUACUUUAAAGAUGUCUAGUAAGGAUGCGGCUAAGAAUAAUUCUUUGCAAACAUCCUUUUGUAGUAAUGAUAAUCAGUCAUCAGCGACAGAAGAAAUAACUAUCACAUUAAAUACUCAAUCAUCAAAACCAACUCAUUCAACAAUAUUGUUACACCAACGACUAAUAAAUUCACCGUCAGGACAAUCGAUAACUGCAACACAAGAAUCUAUUUCAAAUGUCACAAUAACACAAGCGCCUGUAUCAAAUGUCACGAUAUCACUAUCAGAACAAGUAUUAGACUCUUCGUCAGAAAACAAUAAUACAAUAUUACAGUCAUCGCCCACUCAAUCACGAAACCCUUUAUCGUUAUCUGAAUCGAAUCAACCUAAUCCAUUACAACAAGAACAGUCAACAAUUGAAUCACUCGUUAGUUGCCCCCUUCUAGUUGUAAAGGAAGAAGAUGACUUUGCAGUGGCUGAUGAAACAAAUGAUAAAGUAAAUGGUGGCGAAGAACUACUUACGCCUACAAUUAGACCAAGUGACAGACAACAGAAAGAAUAUAAUUAUAGUAUCAUUUUGCUUAGCAAUCAACACAACAAAAAUGCUCAAUUAAGUCAUGCUGAAAAUAGCAUUGAUCAAUCAAAUGAUUGCCAAUUAAUCGACCUUACAAAUGAUCAGAUAAUGUUUGUGGAUCAACCAGCAACAACCGUUAAUGUAGAAGAACAAACAUUGAUAACAGAAAUAUUGAAUAAUAAUGAACAAGCAUUACAAAAAGGAUGGGUAGAUAAUAACAAAGUACGCAAUGUUCUUAAUCGUGAAAAGAAAAAGCGUAAAAGAAAGGGUAAAACCAACCAUAUAUCAUUCUGA